ACAGAAUCAUCCACAAAGGGCACUGGUACAACAAAGGAAACAGAGACAUCCACUGAAGUGUCUGAGACCACUGUUUCAGAAGAAUCUCAGUCAACAGAAUCAUCCACAAAGGGCACUGGCACAACACAAGAAACAGAGACAUCUACUGAAGUAUCUGAGACCACUGUUUCAGAAGAAUCUCAGUCAACAGAAUCAUCCACAAAGGGAACUGGCACAACACAAGAAACUUCGACAUCUACUGAAGUGUCUGAGACCAGUGAAGUCACGGGAGUCAUAACAACUUCGUCUUCUGGUUCAGGAUUGUCUGAAGAAACAUCAACCGAAACUACUACAUCAGUAACUUCUAGUGAAUCUUCCGUCUCAUCACAUCCAACAACAUCCAAGGAAACCUCUACAGAGGCCAUUACGUCUACCACAGUUGAAGAGAGUACAUCGGAAUGUGUGACUCCACCACCAGAAAUCAGUAACAGAAUCGAAAAUCUAAAUAAGGAACUGUCCAAGUUGCAGGCAGAGAUCGAAGUUGUAACAACGAAGCUGAUGAAAUGUGUUGGGGAUGCGGAAAGUCUGGAUGAAUUGCAUGUUCUUUCUGGUAACCUUGAGGAAUUGCUAAAGGAACUCAGGGAAAUAGAGGCAGCGUUAGAUGCACUGCAAGGAUCCAGGAGGAGGUUCAUCUUGUCAUCUUCUCUCCUCUCUCUUCUCAGCGCAGCAUCUAAGAGAGUGAAUUUGGAAUGUCCAACAGAGCGAAGGAGCUUAUCAGCAUCACUUGCACAUCUUGAUGAGUUACUCACAGCCCUCACGCAUCAACCCACCAGCUCAUCCCUUCAAGACCAAGUGUCCUGUGCCGCUAGCAAGACCGUCGAGGCAUUUACUCUUGUGGUUCGGGGCACGGAGCAGGUUAAUGAAGAGGACAGGCAGCAGGUAGAGCGAGUCCUCCACCACAUCACUACUGAGAGGAUGCAACAGCUGACAUCCGUCCUCCAGCUGAACAAGGAGGCAAACCUUGCCGAGAAAGAAAGGCUGACGAGGGAGAUGAAGGAACUGAAGGAGAAGAAAAGAAAAUUGGAAGACUCGAUUAGGGAGGCACGAGAGAUGAAGAGCUAGAGAGAGAGAGAGAGAGAGAGAGAGAGAGAGAGAGAGAGAGAGAGAGAGAGAGAGAGAGAGAGAGAGAGAGAGAGAGAGAGAGAGAGAGAGAGAAUUAGUCAACAUAAUUUAGAUAAAGAGGUACUUCAUGGCAGAAGUGUGAUGAAAUAAAUGGAAUAUUUACGGCAUUCAUAUUCUUAACUUUCCAUCUCACUUAAGCAAGAAAACAGAGAGAGAGAGAGAGAGAGAGAGAGAGAGAGAGAGAGAGAGAGAGAGAGAGAGAGAGAGAGAGAGAGAGAGAGAGAGAGAGAGAGAGAGAGAGAGAGAGAGAGAGAGAGAGAGAGAGAGAGAGAGAGAGAGAGAGAGAGAGAGAGAAAUAUGUACUUAUAUGAAAUAAUACAACAAAUAUAGCAUCUGUAAAACUG
Messenger RNA from Portunus trituberculatus (swimming crab), 1505 nucleotides. RefSeq lists its product as uncharacterized. Bases 538 to 1101 code for a protein of 187 amino acids. The transcript is spliced from 4 exons. Lineage: Eukaryota; Metazoa; Arthropoda; Malacostraca; Decapoda; Portunidae. The record is from RefSeq and is a predicted model, not a curated record.